CUGCUAGCACUCGCCAUGGCAAGACUCGGCAUAACAUGCACUGAUUCAAGAGAGUCUUCUUGGCCUAGAAUAUCCUAGAUCUGUAAUUAAUAUGGAUGCAUGAGCUAUAUAUAUAUAUAUAGGAAGUAAGGCAGACCUGUGUAUGUGUGUGUGAGGGUGGUGUGUGAGGAGGAGAAUGGGAAGGAGGCCUUGUUGCUCCAAAGAGGGGCUGAAUAGAGGGGCAUGGUCGGCUUGCGAGGAUAAGAUCCUCAGCGAUUACAUCAGAACCCAUGGCGAGGGCAAAUGGAGAGAUCUUCCAAAAAGAGCAGGUCUGAAACGCUGCGGUAAGAGCUGUCGUCUCCGAUGGUUGAAUUAUUUGAGGCCCGAUAUCAAGAGGGGUAAUAUAUCUGAUGAUGAAGAGGAUCUCAUCAUCAAACUCCAUAAUCUCCUGGGAAACCGAUGGUCCCUCAUAGCGGGAAGGUUGCCGGGGCGAACAGACAAUGAAAUCAAGAACUAUUGGAACACAAAUCUUAGCAAGAAGGUGAAAUUCCCGCAAGCAAAAUUGGAGAAAUGUAGCAGCAAAUCUAAAGCGAAGAACGCUGUGGAAGGAGACUCGGUAGAAGCAGCUGCAAAGGUGGAUGAGCAGUUCCAUUCUGUGAUCCGAACCAAAGCAGUGAGGUGCACCAAAGUCUACCUCCCCUUGCAAGAUGAUAUGAUGGCUGACCACAGCUUGGGACCUACGUGCAAUGACAGCCCAUCCACGUUGGUCCCUCAAGAAGAUGAUCCUUCCAACUUCUUGAUUGAUUUCGACAUGGAAGAGCUUGUGUCGAGCUUCGAAGAUGAUUUGUUUCAACUUUGUCCCAAUGAUAACCAAAAAGGUGGCAACGCUGUCGAUGGCAAUGCAGAGGGGAGUUCAUUUUGGUGCAGUGAAGCCAUGCAGGAGGAUUGGAGGGGAAGUGAUAUCCAAGAACUUAAUGCAGCCUCUGAGCUAAGAUCUUUGGCUACUUUUCUAGAUUCUGAGGAGGAGUGGCAAGAAAAAUAAUGGAGAAAGGUCUCCAAGGGGGGAUUUUUGUCAUUUGGACAUGGCAGAUGCAUAUAAACAUGUCUCUUUUCAUAUGACAGCACUCGUUUUCGUGUCAUUUUAGCUGAAAGCUCCAAGAAGAAAACCAUUUUUCCUGCUGUCGUUCA
Messenger RNA from Phoenix dactylifera (date palm), 1167 nucleotides. RefSeq names its product transcription factor MYB1-like. NCBI's taxonomy places the organism in Eukaryota, Viridiplantae, Streptophyta, Magnoliopsida, Arecales, Arecaceae. The record is from RefSeq and is a predicted model, not a curated record.